GCCGUGCUCCAUGGCUUGUUGCACGAAUCACACAUGUGCGUUUGAUUUGAAUAAUGGUCAUUGCGGCAGGGCAGCGAACUGUAACUAUUACUUCCGUAUCUCUUUCUCGACACUAACCACUCUGAACUUCCGCGUUAAAAAAAGCGACCCCAACCCCCAAGGGCUGAAUAUUCGCCAUCGAAAUGCGCGCGAUCCCGGAGGAAUUAACGAGUCUGCUAGCAGACUUGGAGACCUUCCUGACAGAUGGACUGAAAGGAGAGAAUCUAAGCAAGAAGAACAAGGAGAAGAGGGAGUUCUUUAUUAAACGCAUCAAAGAUGUAAAAACCAGUUACUCUGCGGAAUUUAAGGACAGACGUGAUGUGGAGGACUCUGACGAUGGCGAUGAGUUUGACAGCAGUCCUGAUGGAGGCUCACUGCAGUCGGAGAGGGCCGAUCGGGAUGAGGAGGCAGCGUAUGAUGGUGGCCAGCAUGCUCCAUCUACAGCUGCACAGGAGCUCACGUCCGUCUUCAAGGCAGGUUACCUGGAGAAACGCCGCAAAGAUCACAGUUUCUUCGGAGCAGAGUGGCAGAAGCGCUGGUGUGCUCUAAGCAGUCUCACCUUCUAUUACUACGGCAGUGACAAAGAUAAACAACAGAAGGGAGACUUCAACAUCGAGGGCUACAGUGUCAAACUCAACAACACACUCCGCAAAGACUCUAAGAAGGACUGCUGCUUCGAGAUCUCUGCCCCAGACAAGAGAGUCUAUCAGUUCUGUGCAGGGACUCAGAAGGAGGCUGAGGACUGGGUGGAGAGGAUCACAUUUGUUCUGAGAGAUAUGGAGUGUGGUAUAAUUCCGGAGGAACAGGAGAUGUAUGACGAUGUUGGUGUUCUGGAAGGUCGACACACACACACACUGGCAACCCCUGCCCCCAUCGACGAUGAAAUUUAUGAGGAACUUCCAGAGGAUGAGAUGCCUGCUCCACCCAAACCUGUUGAGGUGAAGAAACCCCCCCCUGCUGCUCCACCACCAGUGACCGCUACACACGCAGUACUGAAUAAGGCUACUGAUUAUCCAAACUACUACCAGGGCAAGUGGGAUUGUACAGGUGACCACCCUGAUGAGCUGUCAUUCAGGAGGGGAGACGCCAUCUACAUACUCAGCAAGGAGUACCAGAACUUUGGCUGGUGGGUUGGUGAACUGAAGGGAUCCAUUGGUAUCGUGCCAAAAGACUAUCUGAUGGAGCUGUAUGCCCUCUGAGGGCACUACUGGUUCUGUGUUCCUGUCAUUGUAGUCCAGCUUUAUGUGAAGCCAGCUAUGUGCAGAUAUGCUCUCUCACACACACACACACACACACACACACACACACACACACACACCUGCAAGAUCAAAAGAUCAAUGGAUUAAAAGGUGUUUCUGACUCCAACUACCUGGGUAUGCAUGCGCACAUAAGCUUGCACACACACACACACACACACACACACACACACACACACACACACACACACACACACACACAAAUACGCACACACACACAAACACACACACACAAACACGCACACACACGCAAAUUAUUUAAUUUAUAAUUGUGUCUUGUUUACUUUUACUAUGACUUGUCUUUGUUUACUUGUUUACUGUGUGUCUGUCAUGCUUUCUGGUGCUACAGUAUUAAACAGCUGUUUGUUGUUUCCUAUUCAAUUAAAUUCAAUCACUGCCAAGGA
This is a messenger RNA of Alosa sapidissima (American shad), 1699 nucleotides long. RefSeq names its product src kinase associated phosphoprotein 2 (gene skap2). Gene Ontology annotation, molecular function: protein binding. The transcript is spliced from 13 exons. Lineage: Eukaryota; Metazoa; Chordata; Actinopteri; Clupeiformes; Clupeidae. Gene Ontology annotation, cellular component: cytoplasm; plasma membrane. The record is from RefSeq and is a predicted model, not a curated record. The coding region runs from base 183 to 1238 and encodes 351 amino acids.